UAAUUCCUGGAUCAGGAUGCAGCAGCUGGUUAGGGCAGAAGGCGAGAUUUUUUCCCGCGAGCGACGUUACCUCUUCAUCGCGCGAAGGCGGGCUGCUGUUUCCCUACUUUCCCUGUGCGCAGAAGAAGUUGAAGCCUUCUGCUCCUGCUGAGACAGAGGGGUUUGGUUUGGUGUCUCUCUAUUGUGCUUGUUGGAGAUUGAAGUGUUCUGAUGGCUACCCGACUCCAGUUUGAAAAUUCCUGUGAAGUUGGGGUAUUUUCAAAGUUAACAAAUGCAUAUUGCUUAGUUGCUAUUGGUGGAUCUGAAAACUUUUACAGCACUUUUGAAGCAGAACUUGCCGAUGUCAUUCCUGUCACCAAAACAUCAAUUGCAGGAACUAGAAUCAUUGGUCGACUUUGUGCUGGAAAUAAGAAUGGACUGCUUCUGCCUCAUACUACCACUGAUCAAGAACUUCAUCACUUGCGGAACAGUUUGCCUGAUCAAGUGGUAGUUCAGCGCAUUGAAGAAAAGCUAUCUGCCUUGGGAAAUUGCAUAGCCUGCAAUGACCAUGUUGCUCUUAUUCAUCCUGAUCUGGAUCGGGAAACAGAAGAAUUGGUUGCAGAUGUCCUUGGAGUUGAAGUGUUCAGGCAGACCAUUGCUGGAAAUAUUCUCGUGGGGAGUUACUGCGUCUUCUCUAACAGGGGUGGUUUGGUCCAUCCUCAUACGUCUAUUGAAGACCUUGAGGAGCUGUCAACACUUCUUCAGGUGCCCCUAGUAGCAGGGACUGUGAACAGGGGUUGUGACGUUGUUGCUUCAGGUAUGACGGUUAAUGACUGGACUGCCUUCUGUGGUUCAGACACAACUGCGACCGAGCUCUCUGUGGUUGAAAGCGUAUUCAAAUUGAGGGAAGCACAGCCAAGCGCCAUUGUGAAUGAGAUGAGGAAAUCUCUUAUUGACCAUUUUGUCUAAAUGCUCCCAUGAGUUGAAUGCAGUGGCGGGGCCACAUAUGAGGAGGUCAAUAAAUAAAUAUAUAUAUUCGAAUGUCAGUGCCUCAUUCAACUAUAAAUUUACAUAUUUGUGCCUUAAAUUGUUGUCUUCACCACUGGAUGUGAGCAGAAUUUAACGCUGAGAAAGUUCAGAUGCUCUUCCUGACACUGUUGCUUGUUUUAUGCACUGUAAAUCUAAUAUUAUUUAUGUUUUUUUA
Nymphaea colorata (pocket water lily) is the source of this 1183-nucleotide messenger RNA. RefSeq names its product eukaryotic translation initiation factor 6-2. The record is from RefSeq and is a predicted model, not a curated record. Gene Ontology annotation, cellular component: preribosome, large subunit precursor; nucleolus; cytosol. NCBI's taxonomy places the organism in Eukaryota, Viridiplantae, Streptophyta, Magnoliopsida, Nymphaeales, Nymphaeaceae. The coding region runs from base 211 to 948 and encodes 245 amino acids. The transcript has 8 exons. Gene Ontology annotation, biological process: maturation of 5.8S rRNA; cytosolic ribosome assembly; ribosomal subunit export from nucleus. Gene Ontology annotation, molecular function: ribosomal large subunit binding.